Molecule: messenger RNA, 2415 nt
Organism: Hordeum vulgare subsp. vulgare (domesticated barley)
Lineage: Eukaryota; Viridiplantae; Streptophyta; Magnoliopsida; Poales; Poaceae
Exons: 2
Coding region: 1163-2203 (346 amino acids)
Source: RefSeq, a predicted model, not a curated record
UUCGCCGCUCCGUGUGAAUUUCGCACCGGGCAGAGUGAGGAUUUGGGUGAUUCCGGUCUCGAUCUCCUGGGUCUUUGCUCUAAGUUGAAGUUACCCGACCAGAGGAGGCAACUCCUCCGCCAGUUCCGAGCCGAUGAAGCAGUGAUUUCGAUCCUUCUGCUUGCUGUUUGCCUCUGCGUCUAGUGUAGGUUGGAACCGUGUGCCACAAUGGCGUGGUCCAUGGAUUUGUUGUGCAAUCGCGGUUGUUUUUGUUGUUGUCUAUAGAUUUCUUUCUUUCUCUUGGAAAUGAUCGACUCAACAUGAAGGGGGAAAAAGACUGUGGUCUGUUGAUGCUCAUUUCCCUAGUAAUGUGAAUAACUACGAGCCCUAAGUGAAGCAACAGACCUCUCUUCUCCGGAUUUGUUAGCAUUCAGCCAUGCGCAUCAGGUUAGGGCUCUUCGCCUCAAGUGCGGGAAGAGAGAUCUUGCUUAGUUACUAGUACUGCACCAUUGAGUGGAUAGGGUGCUUUUACGCGCAAGGAAAAUAAAUCCAUCCUUUUGCCUCAAACUAAUGUUGGCUCCAGAAUGCUGGAUUUGGGUCCAACACGCCAAGUUGCGGCAAAAGAGAUCAUUUCCCAACCUCCUUCCAUGUGCUUGCAAUCUGCAUUUAUCAUGUAAGCAGGACCAGGGCCAAAGUGAAACUUAAAGGAGACACCUUUGCUUCAUAUUCUUUCCGUGUGCUGGUAACGUAGCAUCUCCUCAAAGGAUGGAAUCUUUGGCCCAAGUGCAGUAUCAAAUGAUUCUCUCCAAUUAAAAAACUAGUGUGUGUUGUUCCUUGUUUUUUCACAUCUAAUCUGGCAGAUCUAAGAGGAGCUGAGAUGCUCCAUGUGAGUCGCUCGUUUUUUCCCUUUAGCUAGUCUUAUCUGGCUCUUAGGACUGCUUUUUUAAUGGGGAAUGUAGAUCACAUCUGAUGUAUUUGAUUAUUUAAUGCUCCUGGCUGUUCCAGCUCCUUGUUUCUUUAUCUGCCUGCCCAACUGUACUUGGAUCCCGGAAAGUCUAUUUGUGACUUCUGGUGCCUUUGCUACCUGUUAGCCAUUCUUGUGGAUCUGAAGUUUGGUAGGCUGUUUAAGAAGGAAAGCUGCUGCAAGAGUAAAGCUGCAAUUGUGUGACAGGUUUCCAAGAAAAUGGCAAGAAAUGCAAGGGCGAAGAGGCAUGCGGCUCGUCGUCUCAGGGCCACGCCGUAUCCUAUUCCUUCGUACCGCUGGAAGGCAAUGAAAGGAGCCAACCGGAAGAAAGCACUGCCAACUGUGCAGAAGAUGGACUGGGAAGAUGCCAACUGCUCUGUGUGCAUGGAGUACCCACACAAUGCUGUGCUUCUCCUUUGUUCAUCUCAUGACAAGGGCUGCCGCCCUUACAUGUGUGGAACGAGCUACCGGCACUCGAAUUGUCUCGAUCAGUUCAAGAAGGCAUACACCAAGGGGGCAUUGCUUGAGGAGCUGCCUGCAAGCACUGUUGGCAGUACCUUGGACUUUGUGCCAUUGACUGCAGUCGAGAAGACUGAGUCCAUUGACCUCGCAUGCCCAUUGUGUCGUGGCAAAGUAAAGGGGUGGACUGUGGUAGAACCAGCUCGAAGUUACCUGAACGGAAAAAGGAGAACAUGCAUGCAGGAUGGCUGCUCGUUUGUGGGGACGUACAAGGAACUCCGCAAGCAUGUGAAGUUGGAGCACCCUCUUGUACAGCCAAGGGAAGUGGAUCCUGCCGUUGAACAGAAGUGGAGAUCGCUCGAGUUUGAAAGAGAGAGGGAAGAUGCACUCAGCACGGUCACCUCGUCAAUGGGGAGGGCAGUGGUCUGGGGUGACUAUGUGUUGGACCUGGAGGAUGGAGCGGACUUGGAGGACGAAGACAGCGACGACGAGGAUCAUGGCAAUGACCGGGAGGCGGAUAAUGCUCGAAGGUUGAUAAUAUUCAUGAUGCGUCAAGUUGCUCAGCGACACCGGACCCAAAGGCUCCAGAGUCCAAGUGGCAUGUCUGGCAACCCCGAGGAAGAUUAUGCGGUUAGCGGUGGUGGUGCCAAUGGAACCACUCCAUACCCCUUCACCUCAGAAGGCGACGACGAGGAUGACAUGGCUCUGGCCGGAGGGGGAGGCGCGGGUAUGCUUAGAUCAGACAGGCGUCGCCGGCGGCGCCGUAGGAACCGUGGAAGACUGUUCUUAGACUCUAAUUGAGGAAGGCAGGGACUUUGUCACCAGAGCACAUGCACAGCUGAUUCCCUGGUGCCUGGCAUUCAUCAAUUCCAACCAAAAUUUACUUGUUCAUGAUCAUUGUACCAAAGUAGUUUGUCUUAACCUCACCUCAUUGCUUUCCAUCAACCAUGUAUCAUUUUCACAUUCUUUGCUGAAAAGGGAAAAUGCCGCAUCCAUCUUGUGCGGCUUGUGUA